Messenger RNA from Thelazia callipaeda (thelaziosis nematode), 1356 nucleotides. NCBI's taxonomy places the organism in Eukaryota, Metazoa, Nematoda, Chromadorea, Rhabditida, Thelaziidae. The record is from the annotation of a GenBank genome assembly.
AUGGCCGACCAUAAUGUUGCUGAAAAUAGUGAUGAUCAGGUAUUCUGUGAAUUAUCAGCUGAUGAAAAAGAUGCUGCACCAAUCGAGAUAGAAUCAUUAUGCGUGAAAUGCGAAGAAAAUGGUAUCACGCGAAUACUUUGUACCAGAAUACCAUUUUAUCGACAAGUAAUUGUGAUGUCUUUCUAUUGUAAUCACUGUGGCUAUACCAAUAAUGAACUUCAGAGUGGGGAAGCGGCACAGGAACAUGGUAUUGACAUUACACUGCAUGUAAAUAAUUUGUCGGAUUUGAAUCGGAUGGUUGUAAAGUCAGAAUAUGCCGAAGUUGAAAUUAAAGAGUUGGAAUUGAACAUUCCACCAAAAUCACAAAGCGGAGAAGUAACAACUGUAGAAGGGAUUGUUCGUCGUGUAAUUACUGGUCUAAGUCAGGACCAAGAUAGAAGACGUCAGUUUGAUCCCGAAAAUGCAGAAAAAAUCAGUGAAUUUUUAAAACGAAUGGAACGAUUAGAAAAACUGGAAGAGAAAUUCACUUUAAGAAUAAGGGAUGUGUCUGGUAAUAGUUUCAUUCAAAAUUCUAAUCUACAUCGUUUGGAUAAUCAGUGUAUUGUCACACGUUUUAGACGAAGUAUUGCAGAUGAAAAGCUCCUUGGACUAGUGGAUGACAAUGAAAAUGAAGAAGUAUCCUUUCCAUUCCACUCAUAUGAUGAUGUCAAGAAUGAAGUAUUGAGGUUUGAUACCAAUUGUCCUAAUUGUGGUUUCCGGACACAAACGUGCAUGAAACCGACAGAUAUCCCAUAUUUCACAACAGUUAUUUUAAUGUCCACAGUUUGUGAUGCCUGCGGUUGGAAAUCGAACGAAGUAAAGGAUGGUGGUGCCAUACAGGAAUAUGGUUGCAAGUUGACAGUUUUCAUUGAGAAGGAAGUUGACCUUACACGAGAUGUUUUGAAAUCAAGUGCAUGUUGCAUGGUUAUCCCUGAACUUGAUUUGGAAGUGGGCUGUGGAGCUCUAUCAGGAAGAUUUACUACCGUUGAGGGCUUAAUUGUGGCUAUCAAAGAUCAGCUUAAAGAGCAAGCAAGCUUCUUUUUGGGCGAUAGUAACAGUGAAGCAGAAAUUGAACAGAUGUCAAAGUUUCUGGAAAAUUUCGAUCAAAUAUUACGGUUAGAAAAGAAAGUUCAUUUAGUUUUAGAUGAUCCAACUGGUAACAGUUACAUUCAGAGUUUUAAUGCCCCUAUAAAUGAUAGUGGUUUAAAAAAAGAAUUUUACAAACGAAGUAAAGAACAGAAUGAUGAAUUGGGAUUUAAUGAUAUGAAGACUGAAAAUUAUGAACAAUUAGAAUCAUUAAAAGAAGAAGAAAAUUAA